CCCUUGACGUCAGGGGAGGCUGAGCCUGCGGUCCGGCCGCGCCGUCAAAGCCGGGAGAGACUCACACGGAGAGAGCCGGUGGAUGCUGGAGCCAUCCCCGCCGCCGCCGCUCGACCUCGGGGCUGCCGGAGCAUGGACUGCUAAAAUCGCCUUUCUGCAGCGUGAGGUAAUAUUUUAACUCCAAUAUGGGAAAGCAAAACAGCAAACUACGCCCUGAAGUCAUGCAAGAUUUGCUAGAAAGCACAGACUUUACAGAACAUGAGAUCCAGGAGUGGUACAAAGGCUUCUUGAGAGACUGCCCAAGUGGACAUUUAUCUAUGGAGGAGUUUAAAAAAAUAUAUGGAAACUUUUUUCCUUACGGGGACGCUUCUAAGUUUGCAGAGCACGUAUUCCGCACUUUCGACGCCAACGGAGACGGGACAAUAGACUUCAGAGAAUUCAUCAUAGCCUUGAGCGUAACGUCGAGAGGAAAACUGGAGCAAAAGCUGAAGUGGGCAUUCAGCAUGUACGACCUUGAUGGCAAUGGCUACAUCAGUAAGUCAGAGAUGCUGGAAAUCGUGCAGGCAAUCUAUAAGAUGGUUUCUUCUGUAAUGAAGAUGCCAGAAGACGAGUCCACCCCAGAGAAGAGGACCGAGAAGAUCUUCCGCCAGAUGGACACCAACCGUGACGGAAAGCUCUCUCUGGAAGAGUUCAUCCGCGGCGCCAAGAGCGACCCGUCCAUAGUGCGGCUCCUGCAGUGUGAUCCCAGCAGUGCCGGGCAGUUCUGAACCUGCCCUUGGAUGAAUUAUGUACCUGCUUUUUUGGUUUUUUUUCCUUGCCAAACAACAUUCAUGGUAGUGUUGCCUCCGUAUGGCCAAUUAUGCCUUCAUUUGUGGCAUCUUAUAGCUUAUUUUGUUGUGGAUUAAUUAUAAGAAUGCUGAAUUGCUCUUAACAAUUUGUCCAGAGCACAGGCAGUACUGUUUUAAACAGAUAUUGUGGUGUUAUCAUUGUUUUUAAAUUUUCAUUUUGUUUUUGUUUGUUUGUUUGUUUGUUUGUUUGUAUCUGUUUUGGAAAGUACGUGUUGAGGAGGAGUAAACCAAGAACAAACCCCUUGGCAGCAAGACACACUGACAGAUUUUAGAUUGCUGCUUUAGUUGUUAGAUAUUCACCUGCAGGACCUGAAUGUGUAGUAAGGCUGAACCAAAGGGGUUGUGAUGGGUGGGGCAGGAUUCACCUGGAACCUCCUCUCCUGUCCAGGAGACACCAGUUAAGAUCAAAGACAGGACUGGGAAGAAGAAUGAAAGUGCAAAACGUGUGUGGAGUGUAUCAUCCACUCCUAUGCCUCGCUGUUUCAAUGCUGUGAACACUUUCCAGGUUGUGAAGGAGAAGGGACAAAAUGAAGGUUGACGUUUUUUUACUAGGUUUACAGUGGCUGAAGUCAUACGGCUUUAUCUGUAAAUUCAGCAAUUUGCAAUCCUGAUCUCCAAAUCCACAACUGACAAUACCUCUUGCCGUUUGGGAUCAGCAAAAGCAGACACAGACAUGAAAAGCUGGGUCUUGACAAUGAAUUUAAGGGAGAUACAUGUUGAAUGUGAAAUUUUCAGGUUAGUAAUAAAGCAGUUGCUACUAGGGAGAGUGGGCAUUCACGUGAGGAACUCGCAGACACCUGCAAGCAGCUCCAGCACAUCUGCUGCUCUGAAUGCUCUUGCACAGCAGGAAGUUUUGGGGGUGUUUUUGUUUCUCUCCGUGUAGCUAACAGAGUUUCUGGGCCUGCUCUUAGGGGAAGGCUGUCAUCAAAACUUGUUUUAAACGUAAAAUUGUAGCAUUUAUAUUUCAUUUAUUUUAGUAAAGUUCAAAAAAUCUGUACUGAAAUGAGGAAAUGGUACGCUAUAUGAUAUAUUUAUAUAUAUAAAAAUUAAAACAGAAAAAGAUCAGCUCUUGAGAGAAAUGUUGAAUGUUUAUCUUUCCGCCUAGGUGCAGGAGUUCUGAAAUUUGCUGCUGCAAAAUUUUAUCCUUGGGUCAAAGUUGCUGUAUACAAAGCUAGUACACACAUGUGGGAUUUCUUAGGGACUUUACAAGCGCUGUUGCAAAAGAAAAGCUGGAAAAGCUUUAGCAACAGAAGGCAUUAUGCUGACUAAAUUGGCAUUAAUCAGUCAUUAGCUGAAGUCUGCUUUGUGAUCCUGUUGGAGAGCUACCCAUGCAGGCAGGCACGGUGUUGGGAAUUCAUGAGCUCGUUAGAGCAACCUUUGUCUGACAGGCAAAGCUGGCAUUUUGUCAAGUGACCUUGUAGAUGCUAAUCCCCAGUAGCCUUAAUUUAAAAUAAACCAAGUAAAAGAAGUCUGCUUUGCAGAUGAUGAUUAGCUAAGUACUAAUUAGAAGUCAUGAAUAAGUAGUCGAGCAUAAAUAAUCUUCUGUGGUACACUAACUAGCAUGUACAAUAACUGACAGAAGCAAUCCUAUACUUAAUUUUUCUAUACUAUUUGCUUUGCCAGGUGUGAAGGGCAAAGCAUGCUAAUAGAAAAUAAAAGUAAAUUCAAAAUAACAUUGUUAAUCAGUUGUACUAAAAUUUUUACGAGUGGCUAAUGACACUCAAUAGAUGUCUUCAAGCACACAUCCUUGUCUCAAACAAUCACAAAAAUCCAAUUGAUGAUAUAUUUCUGUUACAUUCAUCAAAAUACUGAGCUGAGUGUAGGAAAAUAAGAAAGCAAAGGGGGCCCAACCACAGACACAAACAGAUUUUAAUACCCAGCACUUUCAGGUGUUGUGAGCAACACUGGCAAGUUUUGCACCAAUUCUUCUGGCUGAUGAAAAUGUUCCCUAUCUCCUUCUCUCAAAUCUUAAUUAGACACCAUGUGCACAAAUCUAACCCUUCGAAGGACAGCCUGCCUACCUUCUUCAAGGUAAUUUUCUGCUUUGUCUGGAGAGGUUCUGGCCCACUCUCCCAGGCCCAUCACCUCAUGGAUUUUGAAAGUCAUGUACUUCAGGGUUGUUUUUCAGCAGAAGAAGGCUGGCCAGACUGCUGGGGAUUGCUGAAGGAAGGUCAGUGGGCAUGGCCUGAUCAACACCCCCUCUGCCAGAUGGGAAUGACCAGUGCUGCUGCCCCAGCUGCUCCAGGGUGCUCCAUCACCCCCCUGUGGGGACAGGACAAGGUGACACCACAGGAUCCCUGCUGAACUUCCAACCUCCUGGCUCAGGCACCCACGUCCAAAGCAGCCCAGACCUGUGGAAGCUGGCAUUUACUGAAGGUGAACUCGGAUACCUCCUACUGUUCCAUCUUCUUAGUGCUGUGAAGGCAGUUGCAUGCGACCGAAGCUUUUAAAAUGUUCCCUUUUAGUUAAGUGACUGGAUACCACCUCUUUUUCAUUUUACAAGAUACUUCUGGCUCAGAACCUAGUCUCUCAGUUUGUUUUGCUCAGUAGUUUUGGGGUGUUGGGGCCAGCCUUGCCCCCUGUGUCACUCCCGCACAACGUGUUUGAAAGCACAACCUGUGCUGUGACCCCAGGCCAGCAGAGGUGUAAUGCUUCCCACAGUUCACAAAAUUUGGAAUAAUAAGAAUUAGCUUACAGCUGCAGAGGUCAUAGCUGCAGAUAAGGCUAUUGUAUAAACAUUUACAGAGUGAACUAAGGUUAUUCUUUUACCUGAGUGCCACUGAUGAUUGGUAUUAUUUUAAAUUAUUAACUAUCCCUUUCUUUCUCUGCCUCUACAUGUACUUAAAGAGUGAUUUGCAGCUGAGGUUGUGAUAGAAACAUCUGCAGACCUCAAAUCAGCAGGACAACAGUGGUGUGCUGUGCCUCAGAUUGAAAUUUUCUGCUUUGCUGUCAUUUGGAUAUGUAAUCAAAACUGCCUUCAAAAGCUUUUGAAGGCAAAGUGGUGUAUCCUGUAUAAAAUAGCACAGUAAGUCAGACUUCUGAGUGAUUCAUUAGCAAUAUCUCCACACAGCAAGGAUGGUACAUACUAUUUCAUGUAACUUCUCAAGUCUGUAGUGGCAUUCUCUAGUUUUACUUGCAUGUGCAAGAGGCAGCCCUCACUGUGUGUUGUCCAAAGGAAUUAAUGAGUACAUCUCACAUGUAGAACUGAACUCAUGGAAAAUGCCAGUCCUGUUUAUCUGACAUUCCCAGUCAGCUUGUCAAACUCUGGGCCAGAAAAUGUAGAGCAAGGACUAUGACUUGUGAGUUUUGCAGUAGCCUCUCUGUUUUAGGGUGCUUUGGGAAGGGAAAAGUAACACAACCCUUUUAAAACCAACACGUGUUCUUGGGAGCACUUAGAGUUUGAGAAGAACUGAAGAAACAUUUAUGUUUCAACAUUAUUUGAAGCCCUGUCAGUUCACAGUUCAAUGAUGUUCCUGAGGUACCCAGAGCUAUGCUGUUUCCUUGCAGUUCUUAGGAGUCUGUAGGAUUUUUAUCUUUUUCCAGGGCAUUCUGAACUUUGUUGUUCUGUGUUAUAAGGCAUGACCUCCACAUUUUCUGCUGCUUAAAACAGUAAGCCAGAAGUGUGUAAAUCCCGUAGCUGGGCGAGGUCUGUGUGCAGAAAUAUUGCACACCAGCACAGGAAGCAGUCACACAUGACCAAUCCCCGUGGUGUGGCCCCUGCCUCUGGGGAAUGAGCCCCAGGGCUUCUCUCUUCACUGAUGGCAGAGGGGCAGUAAUGCAGCUUGGCUUGAUUCUCUCCCGCUGCAGAUCAGGUUAAGGCGCAUUACCUUGCAUUUGCUGUGGGCAGAGCCUUGUCUCAGCUGACUCAUGGAAACUUGGUGAACCGUGGUAACUUGAUGAACUUGAUGUUGAGCCCUAAUCUGCAGACUAAGCUAAGAUGAGAAGAUGGCCUUGGCCAUAUGUCUCAGUCCAUGUGAACCAGAGAACACGGUGACCACUGGCAGGUCCCUGGGGACAUGUGGCAGUGACAAGGGAAUCUCCUGCCUGAGAACAAAUGCCCUGAGCUGAGCUGCCUCCUUCUUUCAAAACUCUCUCCUUUUUUAGCACCGCUGGUGUAAGAUGCAACAUGAUAGCAAUACAGCAGGUCAGGAUCAAGGAGGCAUCCUUCAAGUUUCCUUUUGCAGUUUAGCCUACAAGUGCCAAGUGAAACAAUCAGACAAGUCUGAUUGUUGGCUGGACAAGUCUUCCUGAACACCCAGUACACCAUCAGUACAUUCCAGUACACCAUCACCUCCUUUUGUCUUUCUCAUGGUGCUCCCUCGGUUUCCUGGCAUGGCAGCCCUUGGGCUCAGCAGUAAGAGGCUGGGUCCCUGCUGCAAGACUGGUGGAGAAGAAUAUUUCACCUGCCCCUUGAAGAAGUUUUUGGAUGUGUUCUUUUCUCUGUGUCUUGCUAAGCAGGAUCUCAUGUAGGAGUCUUAAAGUGGGAAAGUUGGUUCUCUUGGUAUCGCAGGCAGAACUUGUGCUCAGAAAUGCAGAGAAACUUGGCAAGUGCCGGAAAGUUGAGCAGUGCUCAGAGCUGCAUGCAGAGUUUUCCACUGAUUGUGCAGCAGGCAGAUGAGAUAAACAGCAGUGAUAUGUCAGACACAUCGUGUGAUGUGUGUCGAGAUAGGGCUUGACUAGAAAUGGCAUCUCCUGUGUGAGCAGCUCUGUCUGCUGCACAUUCUGUCAGAGGUGCUGACAAAAUACACUCUAAAAUUAAGCAGCAGAGCUGUUCACCGUACUCAGGCAGGCGUUGAACAAACAGCUCCCAGGAUGAGCAUAAGGUUUUCCUUAAGUGCAGCUGAGGACAAAACACUGCCUGUAGGAGUUUAUUCCCGGUCAUGGCAGAAGAGAAGGGAAAGCUCCGUUGAUUCGCAAAGCCCAGGUGUCAUUUUGAAGGCUGGGGACAGUGGAAUGACCAUCUGUGUUUUAAGCACAUAGAAAAGACAGCAUGGAAACCAGUGGCAUUAGAAAUCAGGCCCACUGCUGGGGGACUGCAGAAGCCAUUACCUGCCUCUGGCCUUCAGAGCAGUGGAACCAUCAGUUGGAUGUGAGUCAGGCUCCUUCGCCCUUGCAGAAACUAUCCCUGUCUGAUAGGGUAUCUAAACAGCAUCCUUUAUUCCAUCCUAGCUUUUGCUGUUGUUGUUUCCAAUUAUCCAUACUGAGGAGUUGUUUCUGGGGUGAGGAUUUUCACAGGAUAAGGUAUAAAGCUUUUCAGAUGUACUGUCCAUAUCUUAACAAGCUGGAAAGGCCAGGUGCGAGGGGCUUCUCAUUGUUUCACACAGGUUGUGUUAUUUUAAUGUGCAGCUGGGAUUAAGCUAUCACCUGUAAAACGCUGACUAAUGCUGACUAAUAAGCAAAGCAAAAAAAGAGCUUGAGUUGUAGUGAACAAUGUGAAAAGACUAAAGAAAUGAAAAACCAUAAAGACAUCCCUGCCUGUAGCCCAGGGUCUGAAUUUGCACAGUGAAGCCCUCUGAGCAGCAGCCAGCACAGAACAGCUCCUCUACUCCAGCCCAGUCAAUGGUACCUCCUGGGCUGCUUCAGUCCUGUGUGCUGAGGCUGGGGGCUCUGGGUCCUGCCACAGACAUGCUCAUCUGAGAUUGUUAGGCAGGCUGAGGGCUCCCUAGAUCUUGAGGCACACAACAGCCACCACUCUCUGCAUGGUAUUCACUUACUGUGCACCUGAGAGGUUUUAGAUCUUCCCCUCCUGCCCUGACCUUAUACCAAAGAUGUUCUCACCUUCCCAGGGCAUGUGCUCAGGGUGUCCAGCUCUCCAAGUCUUUGCAGCCACUUGCUAGUUGCCAUCCCCAGACACUGUGUGAACAAAUAACACCAGUCCUUGACACGUGGAGGAGCCAAACUUGAUGCACUUAAAUAGAACAACUUCUUACUUGGUUUCCCAUCUUUGGCCAACACUAUUUAUUUCCUGUUAUUAAGGAAUGGCAGUAUUAAACAUUUUAUGGGCACACUGAGCCUCUGAAACAAGACAGUUUUCAUUACUGUGUAGGUGUUUGUUGAGGCAGUGCAGACUAAAUCUGCUCUCCACUGCCUGGUACACUCCACAGAGAGCUGGUUUCAUCCAGGCUGGAGCAGCAUCCUCCUGUGCAUUCCCAUGCAGUGUGCAGUGCCCCAGUCCUGCAGGAGCACCCAGAUGCUGUGGACCAAGAGAUAAUUUUGGCAUAGUUACAUCAGGUGGAAACUCUUUCUCUGCCCUGUCAAAAACAAGUGUUGGGGGUGUGACCUCUGUUUUUCUCCUCCCUGGGGACAGGGGUUUCAGCAGUGUUCAGGGUUGGCCUCACGUUUCCCCACCAAAUGGGAUGACAGGAUGAUGGUGAUUAGCAAACCCACCUGAGAAAAUCCUCUUAGAUUCUAAACUUCAUCUGUGCUGCUCAUUUGCUGCACUUAGAGGGAAGAUUAAUGGGUCCAGUGUGGUGGUUUGGGGGAGAACUUGCAGUUCCUUGCCACCACUACGCUUUUAUUUCCUGUCAUUAUUCCCAUUUCCAGGGCAACCAAAUAGUUUUUGAUUAGUAUCUGGAAGAGAAAUAAAAAUCAAAUCCAGGGUUUCAAUCCAGUAAGGAUCUAAGGAAGGUUACUAAAGACAUCAUGCUUGAUGUUAGUCAUAUGACUGUUGCAGAAAACCAUGUUUCUUUGGUAUUUUGUAUUUUGUUUUCUUAUUCAUGUUUUAGGCAUGACUGUGGUUUAUUUAAUUACUUUGGAUCCUCUUAGAUUCAGCUCUGCUGGUCCUUCAGCUCUUAUGCAGAACUCCCAAUGAUCACAAGAGCAGAACUGACUGAGCAAUUGCUAGCAAGGUGGGCACACUGUGCCUGGUAAAAAUGAAGAGCUUAGUUACCUUAGGGAUAUUUUUUUGUCUGCACACUUGCUUCAAGGAGAAAAAUCGAGCUGCAUUUCAAUACGUUUAUCUCUUCCACUUGCUCACUUCAACUCCAUCCUAGCAGUCUUGUAGUUAACAUUUGUAUAUUCAGCACUAUUUUGAUCUUGAACCUGAAGUGACCAAUAUUGUCUUCCUCUGACAGUCUUAAUUUUUAAAUAUUGCUAAGUGAGUGAUGUGAUAGAUGGAAAAGCAAUUACAUAUUUGUGUGCUGGCUUUGGCUGUGAUAGAGUUAAUUUUCUUCACAGUAGCUAGGAUAAGGGUCAGUUUUGGAUUUGUGCUGGUUGACAACAGAGGGAUGUUUUCUUUAUUGCUGAGCAGUGCUCACAUGGUGUCAAGGGCUUUUCUGCUUCCCACCCCACGCCAUCAGCACGGGAGCCAGGGGUGCACAUGGAGGUGGGAUGGGACACAGCCAGGACAGCUGACCCCAACUGACCCCAGGAACACCCCCGACCAUGGUGUCAUGAUCAGCACAUAAAGAGGUAGGGGAAAGGAGGAGGAGGAGGGUGACACAUUCAGAGUGAUGUCAUUUGUCUUCCCAAGUCACCAUCAACUGUGAUGGAGCCCUGUUUUUCUGGGGAUGACUGAACACCUGCCUGCCCAUGGGAAUUGGUGAAUUAAUGCCUUGCUUUGCUUGUGCAUGGGGCUUUUGUGUUCCCGAUUAAACUGUCUUUAUCUCAACCCAUGGAUUUUCUCAAGUCCACCCUUCCAAUUCUCUUCUCCAUUUGUGGGACUUAGUUACUGUUUGGGAUUAAAUCACAACAAUUUGUUUAAUUUGGGCAGAUAUUUUUCAUGCUGUAGAAACUGAUAAAUUGAGAUAAAACAUGGCCAAGAGCUGAAUGGACCAAAGUGUCCGGUUCCUAUUUAAGUCUAUGACCAUUCCACAGGGAGAGCUUUCUCUGUUCCCUCAGGCUGUUGCCUCAUUGCAGCAUAGAGUAGACAUAACAAAUCGAACUUUUAAUGAUCUACUAUGAGCAGACUCACUGCAGCAGCAUGGAGUUCAGUAUAUACUGUGUCUUGGCAAAAUUAGAUACCUCUCUAGAUGAAUGCUUUGUAAGCAAACCUACAUAUCCUAAGAAAGACUUUUACUAUUCAGAAAGGAGAGGGACAACUAUGAAUUAAAUUAAUUUGGUCCGCAUAUUUUUUCUUACGGCUGUCUAGAAUUGCAAGUGUCCUGUGUAUUGUUGCCUGUAGCUGUUGUGAUGUGGUAAUUUCCCCCCCUGGUUCUGUUGUAAGCUCAUCUGGUGGUACCCUGAGUCUCUGCCAGGCAAAGCCCAUGAGAAGGACAUGAAGAGGUGAGCAGCUUUCAGGCACACCAGGGGCAGCUUUUGGGGAUGUGCCCUGUGCUGUUCCGUGCUUUGGGAGUCUGUAGCUACAGAGCAGCAUGUUAAACCUACCUGAUAAAAUGAAAGUAGAUGAUCAGGCCACCAAAGGAGAUGGAGAAUUUGGCAGAGUUGUGUAUGUUUUGUUCCCCCAGCACGUGCAUGGUUCCCCGAGCUAUUAACUUCCAGUUAGGACCUUUCCUGAGCUCUUAGUGUUAGAAUAAAGUUUUCUUAUGCUGAUAAUGUAUUUGUAUUAUGCAACAUACUCAGAAAACAGAAGAUUAUCUCUCUAUGACUGUCCUCUCCUCUCGAGAAGCUGUUCUCCCCUGUACAUAUGAUAUGCAGAAUGUAUGGGAGUCUUACCAGCGUCGGUUUGCAUUUUUAAGACUGUACUAAUUAAUGUGUGAUACUAUUGUGUUUUUGUAGUGGCAUCUUUGAUGUAAGAUGUAAAAACUAUUUAAUUUUUUUUUUGUUACUGUUCUGCUUUUAGAGAUAGCACCAAGGACUGCAUGUUCACUAGAAUCAGCCUUUUUCAGGGGCUGCCAUAGCUGCACGCAGGCACCGGCGUUUCACCCGGCACGUAGCACCUGCGUUCUUCUUUUAAUAGGGGUCAGUUUUGAGCGGAAACUAAUUCUUCCUGAAAAUCUAGUUUUGUCUUCCCCUCUCUCAGAUUCAAGCUUCCCCCUCCCACGCUGUGUGCCAGCCAGGAGCAGACCUGGGAGGAAUGUCUCCUGACUCGGGGCACCCUGCUGGCAUCAGGCUCUCUCACCCCACAGCUCCCCCAAUGCAUGCUCCUUGGAAUUUGGUUUUCCUUGGAACUGCUGGCUGUGCCAGCACAAAAACGGUGGACUCACAUUGCAAGACCAUUUUUGCAAAUGAAUUAAAUUAAUUAAGGAAUUAAGGAAAAUAAGAGUCUGAGCAGCAAUUUUAGGGUCAGAAUCUUAUUGGGGUGCUUAAUAUAGCAAGAACUUGGGGUCAGUCCCUAAAAGACAGGACCAUUUGAGUGGCUUAGGUCUACACUUCGCAUGACGUGGGGCUCAGAUCCAGCCUCUCAGGCGGGUUGACUUCCUAGACAGAAUGAGAUGUUUCUUCAGAUUGUGUCGUGGGCCAAAAGACAAGACAUGCUGCAGAUUAGGAGUUAUUUUUCUUUCAGGUUUUUUUUUUUCUUUCCUUUUAAUGGAGAAAGUUGUUCAAAAUGCACCUAGCAAAAUGACUGACUUCAAAAGCAUGUUUCUCCUUGUUAUACAGACACUCAAAAAGCAGCAUUGCUUGGCUAAAAAGGCACAUUUGUGACAGUUUCUUUCUGAGUGCCAAAAUAUGUAAGCAGUAUUGUUUGAAGGGAAAUAAAAAUUUUUUUACUGUAUUGUUAUUACUGUUGAACAAAUAUAUUGUUUUUAAAUGUUAGAUUUUGAAGACUUUUGUAUUGUAAAUUGUUUUGUGACACGGUGCUUUUUCAUACUGGAAUUACUGAUUGCACCUAAAUAUGAAUUAUUGCUUUCUUAUAUAAAUAUGUGACCUUGAACAAUCUUGAUGAAAACCAAUGUGUGGUGGAUACCAACAGUUCAAAAAAAAUCACCUACUGAAAUCCCCUAAAUGUUCUGUCCUACUAAUAAACAUUCUGCUGCAGCUA
Catharus ustulatus (Swainson's thrush) is the source of this 10728-nucleotide messenger RNA. RefSeq names its product neurocalcin delta (gene NCALD). The record is from RefSeq and is a predicted model, not a curated record. The transcript is spliced from 4 exons. Bases 186 to 767 code for a protein of 193 amino acids. Lineage: Eukaryota; Metazoa; Chordata; Aves; Passeriformes; Turdidae. Gene Ontology annotation, molecular function: tubulin binding; calcium ion binding; actin binding. Gene Ontology annotation, cellular component: cytosol. Gene Ontology annotation, biological process: calcium-mediated signaling.